AUGCCUCCAAUCCCACCGAAGCAGACUCUAGCGUUUGAUGUCUACGGCACGUUGCUCGACACGUCGUCAGUAUCUGCCGCUCUGGGCAAGGAACUUUCCAUCAGCGAUGACAAGGCGAAGGCACUCGCCGGCCUAUGGAGACAGUUGCAGCUCACUUAUACCUUCCGAUUGAACUCUAUGGGGCUCUACAAACCUUUCGACUUCGUCACGCGCCAGAGCUUCUUGCACGCUGCAAAGGAGUCGGGAUACACUGUUUCUGACAGUACGGUCGACAAUGUCUGUAAUGCGUACUGGGAGCUUGGGGCCUUCCCGGACGCGGUGGACGCAUUGAAAGAACUGCAGAAGCGUGGUCAUGUCGACGUCCUGGUCUUCAGUAACGGUACACCGAAGAUGAUUGGCUCUGCUCUCGACGCGGGCGGCAUAUCCUCACUGAUCCCGCGAGGUUUUCUCGUCGAGAGCGUACAGAAGUACAAGCCCACCCCGGAUGUAUACAAGGGCCUGCUCAAGUAUGUCGGCAAAGAAAGCAGCCCGGAGAGCGUUUACCUUGUCAGCGGCAACCCCUUCGACAUCACCGGCGCGCGGAACGUUGGACUAAGCGCUAUAUGGGUUAACCGGACCGGCGCAGAGUGGGCGGACGCUUUGACCGACUUGAAGCCGAGUAAAGUCGUCAAGAGCUUGACCGAGCUGCCAGGUCUUGACCUCUUCGCUUGA
Peniophora sp. CBMAI 1063 is the source of this 711-nucleotide messenger RNA. Lineage: Eukaryota; Fungi; Basidiomycota; Agaricomycetes; Russulales; Peniophoraceae. The record is from the annotation of a GenBank genome assembly.